GAUCCAGUUUGGGGUUCUGGUUUGGGAUCCAGUUUUGUAUCCAGUUUGGGAUCUGGUUCCAGGAUCCAAGUUGGGAUCCAGAUUGGUAUGUGCUCUGGCAUCGGGAUCGGGAUCGGACAUGGAACUGGGUGUUGGGAUCCAGUUUGGGGAUCUGUGGCACGAAGCCUGCGUUGGGAUCCCAGUUAUAUAGCAUCAUGUUUGGUGAAGGGCUCCUUCUGUACGGACAUGGAAUUGGGUGUUGGGAUCCGGUUUUGGUGAUCUGGUUUGGGAUCCGUUUCGGGAUCCAGUUUGGCAUGUGGUCUGGAAUCUGGUGCAGGAUGCGCCAUGGAAUCGGGUGUUGGGAUCUGGUUUGGGGAUCUCUCAUAUGAAAUAUGUAUUGGGAUCCCUGUUAAGCAGCAUAACGUUUGGUGAAUCCCAUUUUUUGAGGGCUCUUUCUGUAUUGACACGGAAUCCGUGUUGGGAUCUGGUUUGGGAUCUGGUUUGGGAUGCAGUUUGGGCUCUGGUUUGGGAUCCAGUUUGGUAUGUGGUCUGGAAUCUGGUUCAGCACUCGACAUGGGAUCGGGUGUUGGGAUUCGGUUUGGGGAUCUGGUGUAAGAUCUUGUUUGGGAUCUGGUUUAAGGUCUGCAUUGUGAUCCAGUUGGGGAUACGGUUUGGGGAUCUCGUUUGGGAUCCCGUUUGAUUCUUUUAUGUCCUCGCAAUCCCACGGUCGAGAACUGUUCGGGAUCCUGCUUGGAUGUCUGAAGUCGUGUUAGCCUUUGUGGAGACGGACUGGCGGCAGCAGCUUGGACCCCCACCGAGGUGCAGUGGGGGUGGCACUGGGGGUGGCCCUGUGUUGUCAGGGAUUGUGUUGCUCCAAGGUACUGAUCAUCUCUUGCCGAGCCUUCCAUCAGAUGCGCUGGAUGUGGUGGCAACGAUGUUCUUUUAGAAGAGCUAGUGAAACAGGCCUCCCACCGUGGCGGCGGGCAAACACCUGUUAGCGUUGUUUUUCUUCGGGAGGAGGAGUGGACCUUCUCCAACGGUGUACCGUUCGAGGACUGCCCAACCCUCCAUCCCUGGCAUGGCAGACGAUUCUGCCGGAAGCUGUUGCGCCGAAAGAACGUUUGGAAAUGCUUUCCGGUCAUGUAAUACUGUAGAAUAUUAUAAAGUUAUAAACUGCCUGGUCGACUUUUUGCGAAAAGUCGAGCCUGCCUGGACUUACAAUAGAAUAGGGUUUUUUUCAGUGUUAGGAUAUUAGAUUAGGUGGUUAGAGAGAAAAGGAGUGCGCGGAGAUAUGGGGGGGGGGGGGGGGGGGGGGGGGGGGAAGGGGGCAACUGUGCUGGGAGUAUUUGAAACUGGCUAUUCGACUUCUACUUUGGACUUUAUGUGAAAAGACAAGCUGGUCUUGUUUACGAACGGUCUAGCGGGAGUUUAGGGGUAUACUCUCAUGACGACUUCUUGUUUGACCGAAUCUAAUUGCACUCUUCGCUUGAUCCAUUCACAUAAUUCUUUGGGCCUUCUUUUGACCUACCUUUUGACUUUGAUUUUGUGAAACUGAUGCUCAUCUUCACAGCCAGGCAAGCAGUAAUCACAGGGCGGUUUUAACUUCACCACACACACACACACACACACACACACACACACACACACACACACACACACACACACACACACACAGAGGAGGAACUUUUUCGACUGAAUUUGAACUUCAACCUUCAUCAGAUCCAUUCAUGUUACUCUGUGGGUUAUUCUUCUGACAUGCCUUUCCACUUCGACCGUGUGAAAAGCAAGCUUAUCCUAACAAGCAGUUAAACAGAAUUUGCACGGUGCUUAGAACUGAAUUUGAAUUGAAUUCGGACUGAAUUCGGACUGAAUUCGGACUGAAUUGGGACCAGCAUAACUGCUCACUCGCCGUUUCCCGACUGGUCAAAAGGACCAAGUCCAACAGAUGGUUCUCCAGUUCUUUUUUGUUUUUUAAUAAUAAAAAGAAUGUGCUCACCCCACGGUAUUCUUUAGUAAAAAGCGAAAGAAUUGUACGCCGUCUGAGGAGGGCACACAGCGACAUACCAGUUCUCUUUUUCAGAAGUUUUCCCUUUGAACUGCUUUUAACUUUUAACAUCAUGCGAUUGAUGAAGCCGUGAUCUGUCUGAGGUGAAUGCAUGCGUGCAUCUGUUGUUACUACCAUCAUAUAUCGGUAGGGGCGCGACUGAGACGAGGCCUUUCUGGGCCUAAUCUGGCUGCUAUCUCAGCCAAAUACAGAUAUUUCAUCAAUUCUUACCUCUGAUUCACACAAGGAGCGUGGCCACAUACCGCUAAUUCUUCAGUUUUUACUAAGUUGUAGAAAAUUUAAUAUGUAAGUGGUGAAGUUUAGACUGCCUGAGGUGAAUGUAUAUGCUCGCAGAAGUAGCUAGCACUGUACACUGUUAGGUGUUACGCACACCUUGAGUGAAUUGCGCUGCCAUUCAAGCCGGAUACGUCCGUGAAUGUUCUGUUCUGGUGUAAGUACACCAGCGGCUCUUCUUCCCUCCACUCCUGAGGGUUGGUGUACGUUUUGUCCAUGAUCCCAGCUCCGCUACUUUUUACAUCAUGAAAGGCCGUUGUUCAUGUCAAUCAGUUUUGAUCUGUCGACAGUUGUAUGUGACAAUGGCAUCAAGUCGACUGAAGUAGGUCGAGGCCGAAGCUUCUUAGGCUUGACACCCUGUGGCCUUGGUAUUGUAGUGUCUGAACAUAUAUCCACUUCAGCCCUCAUGGACAUACUUCCGAUGUGAGGAUGUUUUUAUGUUAACAUGGUGAACCAACU
Chara braunii is the source of this 2776-nucleotide messenger RNA. NCBI's taxonomy places the organism in Eukaryota, Viridiplantae, Streptophyta, Charophyceae, Charales, Characeae. The record is from the annotation of a GenBank genome assembly.